AUGACUCCUAGCCUCAAUUCAAACGCAACCCAGUCAUACCCUCCAAGGAUGACAGUGGCCGAGAAGAAAGAAGCGAGCGAAUUAAGAAAGACACUCAAGCCCUUGAUGGAAAAGAAAAGGCGCGCACGCAUCAACGAGAGCCUAGACCAUCUGAAGACUCUCAUCCUCCCUCUGAUCGGCAAAGAUAAUUCUCGGUACUCCAAAUUCGAGAAAGCUGAUAUUCUCGAGAUGACCGUAAGAUUCCUCAGAGACAUAUCCACUGCUCCUAUAAAAAGUCCAUCUGACAGUUACAAAGAGGGGUACAAGGCAUGCCUUCAGCGCGUCUCUACCCUGCUCCCCAAAACCAACCUCCUUGACAAAGACACCUGCCAGCGUGUGGACGAGUACAUCCAGCAGUCGAUGACUGCGGCAGAGGCCCCUACCUGUCAGAACUGCUGCGCUCAGAACUCCCGCGCGUUUCCACAGAGUCAGAGAGUCCUGAGUUUCAAGAGCAGCGGGAGCCCCAGAACCGAAACCCACUCCAGGACCAAUUGCCCACCUCCUCAAAGAAACCAGCCAGUGCCACCGGCCUUCAGCGCCAACAUGUGGCGGCCGUGGUAGACUCCAACAUGAACAAUAACAAAACCUGUCCUAUGUUUGUUAGUACAUUUUGUAUAAUACGUACAUGUACUCGAGCCCACAGGAGAAAAGAAAAGAAAGAAAAAAAAUGGUGACCGAUGCAAAUGUGCGCCAAAGAGAUUAACUGUAAUUUAUUGAUGCCAUAAUACUUUGUUGGCAAUUUGGCAUUUGGCCAGUAUUAAUGUACAACUCACAACCAAGUUUCAAAUCCAAUGUUCUGCUAUGGCGGAACGAGGGAAUAUUUUAAUUCUAUGAACUUUUAUAUUUAAUCCUCUUUGGGGUUGAAAUGAAUAUGGGUUGUA
Anguilla anguilla (European eel) is the source of this 920-nucleotide messenger RNA. It is a transcript of the gene hes2.1, whose product is annotated as hes family bHLH transcription factor 2, tandem duplicate 1. Gene Ontology annotation, molecular function: DNA-binding transcription factor activity, RNA polymerase II-specific; RNA polymerase II cis-regulatory region sequence-specific DNA binding; protein dimerization activity. The coding region runs from base 1 to 600 and encodes 199 amino acids. The transcript is spliced from 4 exons. Gene Ontology annotation, cellular component: nucleus. Lineage: Eukaryota; Metazoa; Chordata; Actinopteri; Anguilliformes; Anguillidae. The record is from RefSeq and is a predicted model, not a curated record. Gene Ontology annotation, biological process: regulation of transcription by RNA polymerase II; regulation of neurogenesis; anterior/posterior pattern specification.